This is a messenger RNA of Fundulus heteroclitus (mummichog), 3891 nucleotides long. RefSeq names its product ALG13 UDP-N-acetylglucosaminyltransferase subunit (gene alg13). NCBI's taxonomy places the organism in Eukaryota, Metazoa, Chordata, Actinopteri, Cyprinodontiformes, Fundulidae. The transcript has 25 exons. Gene Ontology annotation, biological process: protein deubiquitination. The record is from RefSeq and is a predicted model, not a curated record. The coding region runs from base 135 to 2891 and encodes 918 amino acids. Gene Ontology annotation, molecular function: cysteine-type deubiquitinase activity.
GCUACAAAGCGCGCUCUCGCGCUCAUUAAAACUGAUUAAAGUCACCUGGAGGCGCGCGCGGCCGCUUUAGCGGGAGUAAUCGUGGUCAGGAACUGUUUGUGCACGAGGAGUUCGGUUCUGUUGGGUUCGGCGGGAUGCAGAAAGGCCUGAAGAAAUACUUCGUGAAUAUGGACGAGUACCUGUCCAGUCUGGGUCUGUACCGGAAGAUGGUUGCGCGGGACGCGUCCAGUCUGUUCCGGGCCGUGUCCGAGCAGCUUUAUUACUCUCAGAACUACCAUCAGAAGAUCCGGCAGGACUGCGCCAACUUCAUGAGGAUCAACAGAUGUAACUUUGAGCCGUUUGUGGAAGGAUCCUUUGAGAAAUACUUGGAGCGUCUGGAAGACCCAAAGGAGACAGUGGGUCAGGUGGAGAUCAAGGCUCUGUCUCAGCUCUACAGGCGGUGCUUCCUGAUCUACCGUUAUCCCGGGAAACCAGCCACAGUCAUCUCAGAGAAUGACUUUGUGGAUAAGGUAACCCUGUGCUGCUCUAUCAACGGUCACUAUGACAUCAUCUACGGGAGGAGCUACCCCGCCUCGGCAGCGCUCUGCCAGUCUCUGCUCUACGAGCUGCUCUACACUCAGGUGUUCGGCGUGGAGGGGGCGGAGCUCUGUCAGGCCAUGGACGCCUUCAGGGCGGGAGGUCGGCGCUAUAGAAACAGUCCGUCUGUGUGCAGCGACGUCGAUGUGAGCUUCGACACGCCAGAGGACCGAGUACACAGGGAAGAGGUGGAGGUGGGGGGCGCAGCAGAAGAGACCAAGGCACUUGCUGAAGCUCCUCCCACCUGCAGACUGUCUUUGCCCUACAAGGUUCUGAAGUCUCUGGAUGGAGACGUUUACCGGAACCUGGAGUUCGAUGUGUGGCAGGACACCUGCAAAGAGAUGCAGAAGACGGACUACAUGGUGUUUGCAGGUCGGCAGUACUUCCUGGGAGACAAGUGCCAGGUCCGUUUGGAACCAAAGGGGAAAUACUACAACGCCUUCAUCCAGGAAGUGGGAACUCACUCUACAGCCGUCACAGUAUUUAUUGAGGAGCUGGGAGAAAAACACUUGGUCCCACUGACGGAUCUGAAGCCGGUGAACCCAGUUCCUGCGUGGAACGUGGCAGCGCCGGCCAGGAAGGGAGACCUGGAUCCAGAGUCUCGAGGUCAACGGCACCAACGCCAUCGCUACUUCAGGAAGUCUCGAGGCAACGGUGGCGUGAAGGCGGCGGAGUUGCUGAUGCCACCGUCUGUCUCUUAUGGAGGGCCGGGCCCCGCCUCUCUGCCUCCUCGCUUCCAGCCUGCAGGUCAUCCUCGCCCCCCCCUUCCUCCCUCACCGGGGGCCAUGACGUUUGACCACUACGUCCCCCAACACCACCACCCUCCUGCAUCCAGAGCCUCGCGCUACGGCGUAUCCAGUUCUGCACGUUUCCUGAACCGUCAGCUGGUCGGUCCACAGCUGACGUAUUACCACCCAGGCAGAAGAUAUUACCAUGACUACGAGAACUACGCCUUCAGGCCUCGGCGCAGCCGGCGCCACCUGCUGGUCAAUAAGGAAUGUCAGUUCGGGUUUCCUGCAGACGGCGUGGAGGAAACGGCCGACCUGGACCCACCGAUUGCUUACUACCAGCUGGAAGAUGCCAAUGAAGCCAUCUUCCCUCCCCUGCCGGCCACGGCCGUGGCUCCGCCCAGCACCAUGGGAGACCCGCCCCCCCCCACAGGCUCUUCCUACAGAGUGCAGAGGACCUCAGGGGUCCUUCCACCGGUGUCCCCCCCUGGAAACACGCCGGUCUGCUCGUCCUCAGAGGACCAGGAGGACGCCAGCACCGUGGAGGACCAGACCGAGUACACGGAGGAGUAUGUGUACGGCACUCAGGAUCAGUGCUACCAGACAUCAGGUGUUUACACAGCCGCUGAGCCCACCUCCACUCAGGACGGACAGGAAAGAGGCUCCACCGACUCUCCAAGCAGAGCAGACAUGCCCUACAGCUACACUCCACAGGUCGUGAAGCCGAUGCAGGUCAUCUGCUCCUCCCCCUCUUCCUCCUCCUCAUCGCCUCCUUCGCCGUCUCGAGUCCCUGCAGCUCCUCACCUGCCACCAGCUGCACAUGCCCAGACGCGCCCAGUGGCCAUGACCAUCUCUGCGUCUGCUCCCUGGUUGGUUAACGAGUUGGGGGAGCCUCUCUGCACGGUGGUGGCUCAGCCCCCUUACUCCUACGACCCGAACGGCAGUGAUUUACCUCGAGACUGCAGGGUCCUUCAGUACUACUACAACCUGGGGGUUCAGUGGUACCAUCAGAGCUGCUGGCAGCAGCAGCAGCAGGUGUACGCGCCCAGCUCACCUGACUCAGCCUAUCCCUACCAACACUACCCCCCCUACCUGAGCCAGGAGCCCCCUCCCCAUGCUACUGCUCCAUCUUUCCCUGAGACGGGCCGUGGGGCGCAUCUGCCGCCGCCCUCUUACCCAGAAUCCUCCAGAGUAGCAGACGGCCAGCCGGAGGGCCACGGCGGCGGACCAGCCCCCCCAGUGGAAGGACCGUCCUCAAUCAUCAACCCAGCAUCUCCAGGCUCUGCUCCUUCUGCACUCGUCUAUCCAGAUCAGUCAGCCCUCCCUCCCCCCACAUUACUGCACCUGCCGUUUGAAGCUCCGCCCCCUGCUGGUUACCUGCCUGCAGCUCCCCACCCUCCCCACCUGCCUCAUCACUCCUCCUACCAUCAUUGUCUUCCCACUUCUGCUCACUGGGGGCCACUGCCAACGUCAGGACACUCCCCGCGGGUUUACUGCCCGGCCCCCAAUCCGGCUCAUGUGGUUGGUUACAUCACUGCCCCGCACCCUCACCAUGCAGCCACACACUACAUCCCCCCCUCCAUGUAGACGUUAGCUCAUGGCUAACCGCACCCUUUGGUCUCUAUAGCUUGCACUAGCAGCUUGUUAAAUUUUAUGUUCAUGGAUUUUUCUCAGAACUAAGAAAAGUGAAAAGAUUUAAAAAGUUGAUGUCAAUUCAGAAAACUGUUCAGUGCUAACAUGUUAGCUUCAGAUUACACAAUGUCAGUUAGCCGUUAGCUUGUUGCUAAAAUUAUAAUAUUCCUGCUCAUGAUAAAAGUUACAAAGAGUUAAAACUAAAAACAUUAGAUAAGAUUCACAUAAGGUGCUACAAGGACUACCAAUUUGCUCGCUACAAACUUUUAGGACGUCCUGUUAGCGGCGCUGAUUUACUUUUAGCACGUCCUGUUAGCGGUGCUGAUUUACUUUUAGCGUGUCCUGUUAGCGGCGCUGAUUUACUUCUCAAACAAUUCUGCCUGGGUCACUUCCCGUUCAGAAUUAUGAUUACAUGUAGAAGAUGGAAGAAUCCUGCUGUAGUUAGGUUGUCCUGUUUGGUUUUAUUUGUGAUGUUUAAUGGCUUUGUUCUGAACAUCAGCCAAUCAGUGUGGGAGGCGGGGCUAAUUUAGGGUGGGGAUAAUUCCUUAACGUUAUGAAGGGAUCUCUUUGUGUUUUGUUCAAACUGGUCUUUGUUUCGGGUGAAUAAAUGUUUUUUCCACCAGCAAAUCAUGAUCUGUUUAUUUGCGAGCUGCUUCCUGGGAUAAUCUGUGGGAAUUAUAAUGUAGAGCGGUUUGCUAAUGAGGGAGCUACGAAACUAUUUCCUGCUCACCUGCUGAGCUCGUUAAACCGUUAAGGUCCAGUUCCCCCCCUUCUGCUGUCUGAAUUAUUUUCUAAAAUGUCUUGUUCAAAAUGCUAAAAGGUGACAACAAUCUCUGUUCAUAUUAGCCAAGCCAACUUUAUUCAUGAGCACUUUAAAAACAGCCCAGCUGAACAAAUAUAAAAAGGAUACAUAAACACAUAAGAGAUGUUACAAGCAACGAGAGUAAAAUACCAU